Octopus sinensis (East Asian common octopus) is the source of this 1832-nucleotide messenger RNA. RefSeq names its product tyrosine-protein kinase RYK. Gene Ontology annotation, biological process: positive regulation of kinase activity; protein phosphorylation; multicellular organism development. Gene Ontology annotation, cellular component: signaling receptor complex. Gene Ontology annotation, molecular function: protein kinase activity; ATP binding. The transcript has 14 exons. Bases 1 to 1767 code for a protein of 588 amino acids. Lineage: Eukaryota; Metazoa; Mollusca; Cephalopoda; Octopoda; Octopodidae. The record is from RefSeq and is a predicted model, not a curated record.
AUGGAUACCUUAACAAAAGCUCAGUUAAUGUUAGGUUUCCUUGCUAUAAAAAUUUCACUUAUUCCAUUAAUCAUUUUAAUUCAAGAAGACUUUAGCAUCAAUAAUUCUGUUUCCCACCUACUUAUGCCUUACAAAAUGCAGUUUUUUGUGUCAAACCCUCAGGCAAUGAACAAACCUACAGCAAAUAUUAGUAAUAAUGGUCUUGUACCAACCAAACUCUCAGUGUUCAAAGUGAAACUUCCUUGCACAAAUUUAUUAAAUGCUGAAGUUGAUGUAAAUAUUCAAAUGAAUAUAAGCAUUUUUUCUUCAUCAAAUUGGACGGGGUUGAAUUUUAAAAGGAGAAAAAUAUGCCGGAAAGACCCUACAAUCGGAUUACGCAGUGGCAGUUCCUACUCAUCUGACCCUCAUUCCUUUUUUGCUGCUCCAUCAGACUCUGAUAAAGUAAACAACAUCAAUUCUUCCACUUACCUGUUCUACAUUGCUGUCGGAUGUGCUUGUGUCAUCAUUCUUCUGAUCGCUCUUGCUGUCACCGCGUACUACCUCAACUCACAGAAAGCUAGCGCCAAAGGGUACGCAGACAAAAUGAGGUUUUCCAUGCUGGAGUGCACAGAUGGCCAAACUGAUAGGGUACCCAGCAACCAAGCAGCAAGUGAGCAGCUCAUAUCCUGUCCCCAGCACUGUGAGGUGUCUGUGGCUAAGACACCUGACUCUCAACAGCAGUUCAGUCCACCCAGCCCUAGUGACACAAGCAGCUCACAAGCACUCACUCAACAAAGCCAGACAUUCUUGCGAGCUGAUACUCCCAACAAUACUACAGGUUCUGGUCUUCCAAACUUCCGGCAUGGUAUCUGCAUACCCAUGGACACAAAAGGAACUGAUCCCCGACUUUUAUUAGAAGAAAUUUCAAUAGAAAGAAACCGAAUAACUCUAGGUGAAAUCUUGCUUGAAGGAACAUUUGGUCAAAUUUAUUGUGGUACAAUUAUCACAGAGGAUGAGAAAGGAGGGGAAUUUGAGCAAGAAGUAUUUAUCAAAACUAUCACAGACCAAGCACGUUCAGAUCAGACUCAAGUGUUCCUGCAAGAAUGCUGUAUGCUGAAAGGGCUUAUACAUGAAAACAUCAACCCAGUACUAGCAGCAUGCCUCACCCCACCUGAUCAACAACCCCUCAUAGUAUUUCAUGCCACCAGUGAAGGCAACCUAAAAAAGUUUUUACAGAAAUGCCGCAUGUCAGAAUGUGGUUCACAUUACGCUCUCAACACACAGCAGUUAGUCUACAUGGCAAUACAAAUAAUCCGAGGAGUCCAGUUUUUGCAUCGGAAAAAGAUAGUUCACAAAGAUUUGGCUACAAGAAAUUGUUUAGUCGACAGUGAUUUAGGUUUGAAAAUUACAGACAAUUCAUUAUCACGGGAUUUAUUCCCUAACGAUUACAAUUGCUUAGGGGACAAUGAAAACCGACCUGUAAAAUGGUUAUCCAUUGAAGCUCUCCUUACUCAUAGAUUCUCUCCUGCCAGUGAUGUGUGGGCUUUUGGUGUCACACUUUGGGAGUUGAUGACACUUGGGCAACAGCCAUACGCUGAUAUCGAUCCCUUUGAAAUGUCAGCAUACCUACAAGAAGGUUAUCGGAUAGCUCAACCUAUAAAUUGUCCCGAUGAAUUAUUCUCCGUGAUGGCUUGCUGCUGGGCAAUAUCUUUUGAAGAACGUCCAAAAUUCUCACAGCUCCUUGUUUGUCUUCAGGACUUUUAUACAGCUCUCGGUCGAUAUAUCUGAAGUAUAAAAAUAUAAACAAAAAAACUAUUAAAAAAAUGAAUAUAUAUACAUAUAUGUGUAUAUAU